UCCCUUUUGCAGCGUUUCGUCAUUUCCGGCGGUGGUUCGCUUUUGCUGCCUCUGUCACUGGUAUUUGUGGUGUCCAUUUGGUGUAGGUCGUUAUGCUGUCACGGUGCCGGUGCCUGUCGCGGCCUCUUAGCUGCUCGCUCUCCGCUUUUAGCCAGGUUAGAAUCGCUGUAGGUAGACGCUCAGCUUCAGGUUUUUCUUUGUGCCACAGAUCAACUUCCAGCAACAUCCUCCCCCAGCAUCAGCCACCACUAUCGCUGGAAUGCAACCCUCGUUUAUCUUGUAUCAAAUAUUUCAGGACAUCAGCAGUGUGCAAUAAUGAAGUUGUUACAGUCAACACUCCAGCCUUUCCAGAAUCCGUCACGGAGGGGGAUGUCAGGUGGGAGAAAGCUGUUGGAGAUUCUGUUGCAGAAGAUGAAGUAGUAUGCGAGAUUGAAACAGAUAAGACAUCAGUUCAAGUACCAUCACCGUCAGCUGGUGUAAUUGAAGAGCUUCUGGUGCCAGAUGGUGGAAAAGUCGAAGGAGGAACACCACUUUUUAAACUCAGGAAAACGGAUGGAAUCUGCUUCAGUGUUAAAUUUUUAUUUUCAGUUUCAGCCGUCAAGCCAACUGCAACUCCUCCAUCCCCUGUUAUGGACACCAGCGCUAAGGGCAUCCGAUCAGAACAGAGAGUGAAGAUGAACCGGAUGAGAUUGAGGAUUGCACAGAGGCUAAAAGAAGCUCAGAAUGUGUGUGCAAUGUUGACAACUUUCAAUGAAAUUGAUAUGAGUAAUAUACAGCAGAUGAGGGCACAUCACAGAGAUUCCUUCUUGAAGAAACACAACUUGAAACUAGGCUUUAUGUCAGCAUUUGUAAAGGCAGCAGCAUAUGCCCUCCAGGACCAGCCUGUUGUAAAUGCCGUUAUUGAUGACACAACCAAAGAAAUUGUUUACAGAGAUUAUAUUGACAUCAGUGUUGCUGUGGCAACACCAAAGGGUUUAGUAGUUCCUGUCAUCAGAAACGUAGAGACAAUGAAUUUUGCUGAUAUUGAGAAAGCCAUUAAUGAACUGGGAGAAAAGGCUCGUAAGAAUGAGCUUGCCAUUGAAGAUAUGGAUGGUGGAACCUUUACUAUCAGCAAUGGAGGAGUGUUUGGAUCCCUGUUUGGAACUCCCAUUAUAAACCCACCACAGUCUGCAAUCCUGGGCAUGCAUGGCAUCUUUGAUCGACCAGUAGCAGUUGCAGGAAAGGUUGAAGUGCGACCGAUGAUGUAUGUGGCCUUGACAUAUGAUCACCGUUUGAUUGAUGGCAGAGAAGCAGUUACUUUCUUGCGUAAAAUCAAGGCCACUGUGGAAGAUCCUCGAGUAUUGUUGUUAGACAUUUAAGCCAUAAUAUGAGCAAAUGAGCAAGUUUUAUCCUUCUCUGUUCGGUCAGGGCAGCACCUCAUUUAUGCCUUCACUGGAGUGAUGGCUUUUGGGAACAGGAGGCCGUCAGAUUGUUAGUGGAUUUCUUCAUGGAUUCUACUGUUCUAAAGGCUCACAUCAAAAACUGUGCUGUUACCUGAAGUAGAACUCCCUCUGUCUGUUGAGAAUUAGCAGUCAGAAUAUUUCACUUGACAACCACUUAAUGUAAAAAUUGCACCAGGACCCCCCAGGAUUUUUUGAAUGCCUUGCUUCAUUUUUGCAGCUAUUUUGACGACUGCAUAUAUUUCCUGUACUGCUACCACUUCUUUGCUUUCCCCUUUCAUAGUUAUCUGUACAGUGUAAAUCAAUAGUAUGAUUAAGCAUAGCAACUGUGUUGCAAGAAAUUCCAAAUUGGUGGGUUUAGCCCUGUACUAACAAGCUGCUCUUUUGCCUUUGUAACUGAAGGAUCAUGCUGCUGAGAAAAAAAUGAGCUUCCAAAAUACCUUUGCUUGAAAUGCAUGGCUAGGCUUAUAAGGGCACUAGUGGUAGUUAGCCUAGUAACAACCUAGGAAAUGCACUGAAAUACAAGUUGCCGUCCUUAGACAUCUUUAACAAAAAUGGCCAAAGGUGUGCAGCCUAACUACAAACAGGCGGGCACUUUAAGUUCUUUUGGAGUUGUUACAGACUCUGUGGCUGCAUUUCACUGAAGAUACUUACAAAAUGCAAAGAGAGCAGCUGACUUAGAGCCGGGGGGGGGGGGGGGGGGUCAUUUUUUUUGCAAGCAUAGACACUGUGGGGAGGAAGCAGAAACCUGUUAAAAGUUCAGCUUUAUGCUGUUUGGGGUGUGGGAGCUCUACUUUAUGAAACAACUUUGUACUGUUUUAUGUCCUGUAUACAGAGCUUGUAAUUAAAAUAUUUAAAUAUUCUGAUUUUAAGAGAGUAUAGAAUGGAAUGAACAAAAUACAUUAAACAUUCUCUGAUGAGAGAUUUUGUCUGCUAGGUGAUUAUGCAAA
Protopterus annectens (West African lungfish) is the source of this 2389-nucleotide messenger RNA. RefSeq names its product dihydrolipoamide S-succinyltransferase (gene DLST). Gene Ontology annotation, cellular component: oxoglutarate dehydrogenase complex. Gene Ontology annotation, molecular function: dihydrolipoyllysine-residue succinyltransferase activity. The transcript is spliced from 14 exons. The record is from RefSeq and is a predicted model, not a curated record. Gene Ontology annotation, biological process: tricarboxylic acid cycle. Lineage: Eukaryota; Metazoa; Chordata; Ceratodontiformes; Protopteridae. The coding region runs from base 93 to 1358 and encodes 421 amino acids.